AUGCCCAGCACACGAACCCGCGGGACCGCACCCGUCGAGGUCGAGGAUGCGCCUGAACAGACUUCCACCCUGCAGUUUAACGAGCCGUUGACAUGGCGCGCCGGAAAGCCCAUACCCGUCGGGGAGCUUCUGAAGAGGCUGAAGGCGCUACAAGAAGAGCUAUGCGACAUGGAUCAGGAGGAGGCGGACAGGGAAGCCCUCAUGCCCGUCGCAAAGGAGCUCGCCUCGCACAACUUGAUCGCGCACAAGGACCGAGGCGUUAGAGCAUGGACAGCAUGCAAUAUAGUAGACAUGUUCAGACUAUGCGCCCCAGAUGCGCCUUACACGGCCCCGCAGCUGAAGGAUAUCUUCGCCCUCUUCGUCACCACGAUAUUUCCCGCCCUGGCCGAUCCGUCGAAUCCAUACAACAACCAGCAUAUCUACGUCCUGAAGUCACUGGCUGAGGUUAAGAGCAUCGUUCUGCUGACAGAUAUACCUUCCUCCUCGAACCUGAUCCUACAGCUCUUUACCGCAUGCUUCGAUGUUUUGUCUACACCUUCCAAGGCGGAGAACGGCGAGGAGCUGAGCAAGAAUGUCGAGCACCACAUGACCGCUGUUCUGGCCACGCUGGUGGACGAGUCGCAGGGCCUACCGGCCGAGGUGGUAGAUGUCAUUCUAGCCCAGUUUCUGCGCGCAGACCCUCGAGCCAUGUCCGGGGGAGGCCCAAAAAAAAACAAGGGUGGCCAGAUUGAUGAUCGACAGUCAACACUGCUACUCAAGGAAGCGCCGCCGGCCUACAACAUGGCAAAAAACAUAUGCAAUGCAUGUCCGGAGAAAAUGGCGCGAUAUAUCAGCCAGUACUUCAGUUCUGUCAUUAUAGACGCUUCGUCUAUCUCAGCCAACAAACCUGGACGGCACCGCGCAAGUAAGCGAGGAAGCAGUCCGGCGGGCGAAUCCGACGAUGAGAGCCCACACGGACCAAGCGAAGAGGACCUCCACGAAACCAAGAAAGCUCACAGGCUGCUUCGCGAGCUGUGGCGGUCCGCACCAUCUGUGCUAUCGGACAUAGUACCCCAGCUGGAGACCGAAUUAGGCGCAGACGAUGUACAGCUCCGGCUCUUAGCGACUGAGACUCUGGGCGACAUGGUUUCCGGAAUAGGUGCCGCCGGCCCGCCCCCUCCGUCAGUUCUAAAUCCUGUAGCCUAUCCGUCCCAAAGCCUUGCGCAUCCUUCCGACAACCUGCGAGUCUAUAACUUCCUGACUACUCCAACCUCGCCGCACUCAUUCCCUUCGCGAUACCGUCAAGCAUACCAAAGCUUUCUGAGCCACAGAAACGAUAGGUCCGCGAUUGUGAGAUCUGCGUGGGCAACGAGUGCAGGAAGGAUCCUAAUGACAUCAGCCGGCGGCGUUGGACUGGACCCUGAGGAUGAGAGGAGAUUGAUCCGCGACAUGGCGGACAUGUUGGUCGACGUGGAUGAGAGGGUCCGCUUGGCUGCCAUCCAAGCCAUUGGGCGAUUUGAUUUCAAUGACAUUGUACGGAAAUUGGGCAGCAUGGGAGGAGUCAGCGAACCAGGCUCGAUCUUACACAACCUUGCGGAACGGGUAAAGGACAAGAAGGCCCACGUGCGGACAGAAGCAAUGGACCUGCUUGGCAAGAUUUGGGGAGUAGCCGUCGGCGCCAUUGCUGAAGGUGAUGACCGGAUAAGCAUGACGCUAGGGGCCAUUCCUUCGCGCAUCCUUGACACGUAUUACGUCAACUCGCCUGAGGUCAACGCUCAUGUGGACCGCGUUCUGUACGAGUCAUUGUUCCCCCUCGCGUAUCCUCCGAUCAAGGCCAAGCCGCAAACGAACGGUGCAUCGCAGCGCGUGAAGGACGGCCAACAAAACGGUGAUCAUGAGCCAGAAUCAGACGCCGACAGGAUACGAGUUGAGCGCGCUUUGGUCCUCAUCCGUGGUCUUGAACCAAAGGCUAAAACAAUCCUCUACGCUCGCACAGGCCAACAACAAGCGUCGCUAGCAAAGUACAUGGGUAUGUUCCUGGAGAAAUGCGAGGACUACAAUGGAGGCAUCAUGGAGGAAGGAGAGAAAGAGAUCAAGCAGCAUCUAACGCGGCUCAUUGACUUCUACAGCAAGACUCUACCAAAUCCUGUUCAAGCUUCCGAUGACCUUUGGAAGUUUGCGAAAAUGCACGACCGCCGCAGUUAUCAGCUGAUCCGAUUCGCCACGGCACCUGAUAGCAAUUACAAAAAGGUUCACAGAGCUAUCAAGGAGACAAUUAAGCGGAUCGAGGACUCCUCGUCUGCGUCAGGGUCUAUGGUGGAGACUUUGACUCCUCUACUGUACCGGACCAGUAUCCUGCUUUACAACAGAUCUCACGUGCCAGCGAUUAUCGACUACACCAGGACCGACGAGAAGGGGUUUGCGGAAACGGCGCAUGAAGUCCUGACGCAAAUCUCGACCCACAAUCCCGAGGUCUUCAAAGCCCACGUGCAAGACCUUUGCAAGGCGCUUGAGGAUGAAGCCCCGACAGCAGUCACGUCCAACGCGCCCGGUGCCGUUGCCGACCUGAAAGCAUGCGCGGGCUUUGCUAGGAGAUUCCCCGACAAUGUACCAAAAGAUCGCAAGUUCAUGCAGUCACUUGUCAGCUAUGCAAAGUUCGGUACACCAAAAGCAGCAAAGUAUGGUGUUUCGAUCAUCCUGAGCGGCGCCGACAAGAAGGAAAUGCUCGCAAAGGAUCUUCUGAGAUAUGCUAUCAAGGGCUUUGAAUUCGGCAAGGGCAACUAUCUGGCCAGACUAGCUACUCUAAGUCAGCUCAUGCUGAAUGCUCCCCCAGAGGUCAUUGAGGAGGAGAUCGACGCGGUCAUCGACAUUGCAAUCAACCACGUACUUCUUAAGGCUCGAAUAGUUAACCCAGAGUCGGAAGACGGCACUGCACCACCGGACUGGACGGACGAACCCGACGAGAAUACUGUAGCCAAGACGUGGGCAUUGAAGAUACUCGUAAAUCGCUUGCGCUCACUGAAAGACCAGGAGCCGGUAAAGGAAGUCGCGAAUCCGGUCUACAAACUCCUCAACGCUCUCGUCGCGAAGCGAGGUGAGCUGUCGAAAAAGAACGACUCCCUACCAGCGCAGAAGUCCUGGCUGUGCCUGCUAGCCGCACAGCUCUUGCUCAAGCUCUCCAGACAAGCUCGCUUUGACUCGUUACUCUCGCCGAAGGACUUCAAUCAGCUCGCCACCGUAGCACAACUACCUCAAAAGCAGGUGCGCGACGGGUUUGUCAAAAAACUGAUGAAGUACCUAGGUCAGGAACAGUUGCCUAAGCGCUUCUACACAAUCGUGUUUCUGCUCGCGCACGAACCGUCCCAGGAUAUCAAAGAUCGCGCCGUUACCUGGCUCCGCGCACGAGCGUCCGCUUUUGCCAAGCAGAAAGACACUGCUAUGGAAGCGCUUUUUGCGCGAUUCCUUAGUUUACGUGCCCACCAUCCUGACUUCCGCAAAAAUGCUGAAGAUUUGAAGGACGAAGUCACAUACAUUCUGUUUUACCUAAAAUGCGUCGCCAAUCAGGAUAACCUCCCACUGAUCUUCCAUGUCGCUCAACGGGUGAAGUCAGUGCAGGAUGGCAUUAAUCCGGAGAUGAGCGAGAACCUGUAUCUGCUAUCCGAUCUUUCCCAGGAGGUCAUCCGCCGCUUCCAAGAGCAGCACGGCUGGGCAAUGCAAGCAUGGCCGGGUAAGAUCCGCAUGCCGGCUGCCCUGUUCGCUGCUCUUCCAAGCCAUGAAGUGGCCCAGAAGAUUGCACAGAAGAACUACGUACCGGAGGAGGCUAUGGAAUUGCUUGAUGAUUGGAUCAAGGAGGGUCUACGGACGAAGAAGCGCAAAUCCGAGACCAAUGGAGACCACCGCGCAAAGAAACGCAAGGCCUCAACCAGCAACGGCACAUCCCGGCCAAAAGCGGUACCGAAGGGCAAAGCUAGCAAGGCCAGCAAAGGUCUCAAAACGCCCGUCUCCAAGAAAACCCGCAAAUUCGACGACACCGCGCCAUCAAGCGAGAUCCGCCGCAGUGCCCGCGGCCCAGCCCGCAAGAACUACGCCGAGGCCAGUGACGAGGACGAAGACGCAGACGUUGAGAUGCAGGAUCUGGGUAGCGAAGAAGAAGAAGAAGAAGAAGAAGAAGAAGAAGAAGAUACGCGUGGCGGUGCCGACGACUCCGAGGAGAGCCAGAGUGAGGUAGAGCCGCAGAAGCGGGCAAAGAAGGCAGCAAAGAAAGAGGCGCCGAAGGCGAAGACUGCGAAGUCCAAGGCGUCUGUUGAUGUAGAGACGCAGUGCGCAGUGCCACUGCCGAAUAGAUCGCGAUGCACGCGCGAGUUGACGUGUGAGAGGCAUAGCUUGAGCGCGAAGAGGGCGGUGCCAGGACGGAGUGCGCCGUUUGAUCAGCUGUUGGCGUGGUCCCAGAAGGGAGCGAAAAAGACGAACGGAGUGGCAAAGCAGAGUGGCAAGGCGAAGGAGAAGGAGGUCUAUGAUAUCUCGUCGGAUGAGGAGUUAUCCGAGCCGCCCGACACCGACGACGAAUGA
Molecule: messenger RNA, 4548 nt
Organism: Coniosporium apollinis CBS 100218
Lineage: Eukaryota; Fungi; Ascomycota; Dothideomycetes
Exons: 2
Coding region: 1-4548 (1515 amino acids)
Biological process (GO): mitotic sister chromatid cohesion; DNA repair
Cellular component (GO): nucleus; chromatin
Source: RefSeq, a predicted model, not a curated record